Closterium sp. NIES-67 is the source of this 2579-nucleotide messenger RNA. The record is from the annotation of a GenBank genome assembly. Lineage: Eukaryota; Viridiplantae; Streptophyta; Zygnematophyceae; Desmidiales; Closteriaceae.
GACUCAGGAGGCUCGGAAACUCAAGUUAGCACCAAGAUCUCCACAUUUCAGCAUGGGGGGUUUCUAAUGACAAAAUAGCUACCCCGAUCCACAUUCUGGCGUUUGGUCUCGUAUAACUUACUUUAGGCCGGCGUAUUGUAGUCGGGUGGACGGGAUUGGUCGCCGUGCUGGCUUCCGCAUUGAGCAGAAUUUCCGUGCCGUCCUCCGCAGCCAAUGGAGGUGAAGCACGUGGAGGAGGUUCAGAAGCUCAGUGCGGUGAUCUCGGAGCUCGAGCUCAUACUGCACUCUGCCGCCGCUAAGCCGCCUGAUCCCCUCUUCUGCUUCGAUCUACUAAAGAAUCUCCAUGUCUCCAUCGAGAAUGAACCCGAGGAGUCGCUGCAGCUCAUGCAGCGGCGCAGCGAGGACACCCUGCAGGCGCUGCUGCUGCAGGGCGCGGGCCCCCCCAACCGGCGGCUGCUGGCGGGCGCGCUGGUGCGCGUGAUAGAGCGCGGAGACUCCAUCUCCGUGUACUCGCGCGUCAGCUCCCUGCAGAGCUGGUUCUUCGAGAAGGGGGAGAAGCGGGCAGGCGCUGUUGUGGGGGCGCUGGAGGCGCUGACAACCAUCACGCGCGCCUUUGGCACGCGGAUUGCAUCGAGCCUGACGGAAACCGUCAACGUGGUCAGCAGGCUGCUGCGCAAUGCAGAGCCCAGCGUGCGCAAUGCAUCCCUGCAGCUGCUCCUAGCAGCAGUCGAGGUGAUGAAAGGCGCUGGCCCCACGUCCGCGUACACCGAUGCAGUGCGCGCCCUCUCCGGCUACGGCGUGAGGGACAGGUCCGCCCUGGUGCGCGAGACAACGGCUCAUUGCAUCCGGGCCCUCGCGGUCACAGGGGGACCAGGGCUGGCUGGAGGGGCGCUUGACUCCAUGGCACAGCUGUGUGUGAAGGCGGUGGACGACCCAGCUCAGGCAGUGAGGGACGCCUUUUCUGCUGCCCUGGGCGCUGUGGUGGCCCUCGGCCUCAACCCUUCCGCUCAGAUCAUUCCACGUGGCAAGGCGUCAGCAGCGCCCCCCAAGCCCAUGGACAACGCCAUUCAGAAGUAUCUCACCACGCCCUUUGUUCGAGCUCCAGCGUCGCGCAGCAAGGAGAUUCGCCUGGCCAUUGCCAUGGCAUGGGUAGCACUGCUCCAGGGUCUGAGGACUCAGUACGGAGUAGCAGACAUGGACCUAGUGCCCUACGGCAUGCAGGCGCUGGCGCUGCUGCCGGCCUAUGCCCGCUCCAUUGACUCACAGGCGCAGGCAUGUGCGCUGUACGUUCUUCAAGUGGGCCUCGUGGAGCAGAUGGGGGAGGAGGCACAGCGCGAGUUCACACGCACCCUCACACACCAGCUGACUGCCAGUGACAUGGGUCCGCACAUGCUGGUGGCGGCUCUGCGCACCCUCUCUCACCUCCUCACCACACUCGGGGAGGUCACGCAAGCAGCACGAGAGGCACUGGACUAUGGCCUGCUCGCAACUCUCUCCAACCCUUCACCUGCUGUGCGGGUGGAGGCGGCGCGCACCAUCAAGGUGUUGGCGCAGGUGGACGCGUCCCGUGCUCACUCCUUCAUUCUCUCCGGCUUCACUGCGCUCCGAGCCCUCAGGGAAACCAUGAACACAGAGAAGGGCGACCGGCUGAAAGUGACUCUCGACUCCCUGCACGGCCAGGCGCUCAUGCUCUCCGCGCUGCUCGUUCUCGGGCCCAAGCUGCCCCUCGGUCUCCCUUCCAGUCUCUCUCUCUCCAUCCUAGACAUGGCGCAGCAGAUGGUGCUGUCGCCAGGCCAGCUGCCAGCAGCAGCAGCAGCGGACCAUGAGGCCGGCUGGAUCCUCAUUGCCUCGCUGCUGCUCUCCAUGCCCAAGGAGGAGGUGGCACGGAGGGAGGUGGAGUUCCUUGCUCUGUGGACCAUGCCCUUUGGGGGCAGCUGCGCCGACAGGGUCAAGAGGAUUGACGCUGCGAGCCUGCCCGGAGAGCUCAACUGCUGGUCCGCAGCCAUGGACGCGCUGAGGGCGUUCAUAGUGAGCUACGUGGUGCCCAACCUUGCAACUCCCUCUGUGGCGGACACCAUCAACCCCAUCAUGGGCUACCUCUCAGGAGCGCUGACUUACAUUGCAUCAUCCACUUUGGGUGAGGCGUCGUCGUCGGUGAAGCAGCAUGCGGAGCUGUUCAUCGUGCGCACGCUCAACACCUUCCUCUCUCUGCCCGACCCCGCGCUCUACCGCCACCUGCACCCCAUGCUCAUCGACAUCUGCACCGCCCCCUUCCGAGAGACAGCGUCGUACCCCAGCAGCUCUCUCCUGCGCACUCUCCUUGAACCCAGUGACGCCAAUCUUGGCCCCUGGUUCCCUGGCAGGGAUGUGUUGGAGGAUGAGUUACGCGCACUGGAAGGUGGCAUGGAUGGGGUGAUUGCAUCUGUAUGGGAGGAGGACACCUCCACCUUCCCUCAGUCCGUGCCUCUGGGAGUGGCCCUAGUGGACUCCAUGCUCCGCUGCUUCAUCGCUCUCUUCCCCAUUCAGGUGUGUGUCCCAUGCCCCAUGCCCUGAGCCCCGUGCAUGCCCCAUGCCCAAUG